AUGCCCAUGGCCAUAUCCCCAGAGCGCCCACGGACGGGCGUGACGCGCUUCACAGGCGGAAGGCUUGUUCGAGGCAAUGAACUUGUCGAGGAAGACUUAUGGAUCAGCUCGGUUACAGGAAAGAUCCUGCACAGCCAGCAAGUCUUCUACGAGCACCACAUUGUCCCAGACGAGGUUGUGGACCUCAAAGGCAAGAUAUUGUGUCCCGGCUUCGUCGACGUCCAGUUCAACGGCGCAUUCGGCUUCGACUUCAGCACCAUUCCUGAUGACAUGGCUACCUACCACAAAGGGCUCAAGAGACUGAACCGACACCUGGUGCGGACGGGAGUGACUUCAUAUCUACCCACCCUCCCCAGCCAAAAGCCAGAAGUCUAUCACAACGCCCUCCCCUACCUCGGACCCUCCGGCGCAGCACGCAACCCUCUCGAAGGCUCCGAAUCCCUCGGCGCCCACUGCGAAGGGCCCUUCAUCUCCCCCUCCAAAAAUGGCAUCCACAGCCCCGAAGUCCUCCAAACAGCGCCCAACGGCUUCCCAGACUUCGAAGCCUGCUACGGCCCAGAAAACCUGCCUUACUUGGGUAGCGGCCUCCGCUCCCCCAUCUCCAUGAUCACCGCCGCCCCCGAAGUCCCCGGCGUCUCUGCCGCGAUCCCGCAGAUAGCUCAGCUGGGCAUCCGCUCCAGCAUCGGACACACGGAAGCCACGUUCGAGGAAGCCAGCGCCGCUAUCCACGCCGGGGCGACGAUGAUAACGCAUUUGUUCAACGCGAUGCGCCCGCUCCACCACCGGAAUCCAGGGAUCUUCGGCGUCCUAGGCAAAGCGGAGGGAAAAGAUCGUCCAUACUUCGGCAUCAUAUCGGACGGCAUACACCUCCACCCCACCACGGUGAAAAUCGCCUGGAACGCUUAUCCGGAGGGUUUCAUCCUCGUCACAGACGCGAUGAAGACGGUCGGGUUGCCGGAUGGGGUGUAUGACUGGACGAAUGGGGAUCGGUGGGUUAAGAAGGGUCCUCUCCUUACCCGUGAAGGCACGGAUAAGAUUGCUGGGAGCUCGGCGACGUUGAUUGAGUGUGUGAACAACUUUUGGACGUGGUCGAAUGCGACGAUUCCGCAGGUUAUUGGGGCGGUGACGGGGACGCCGGCGAGGAUGUUGGGGAUCGAAAAGGUGAAGGGGACGCUGAGUCCGGACGGGGAUGCGGAUUUGCUUGUACUUGAUGCACAUGAAGAUGGGGAGGGAGGGAAGAGAUUGAAGGUCGAGCAGGUGUGGAAGUUUGGGACGCUGGUGCAUGAGGAGGGGAGGGACGCGGUUGGGGUUUGA
This is a messenger RNA of Saxophila tyrrhenica, 1314 nucleotides long. It is a transcript of the gene NAG2, whose product is annotated as N-acetyl-glucosamine-6-phosphate deacetylase. Bases 1 to 1314 code for a protein of 437 amino acids. The record is from RefSeq and is a predicted model, not a curated record. Gene Ontology annotation, biological process: N-acetylglucosamine catabolic process. NCBI's taxonomy places the organism in Eukaryota, Fungi, Ascomycota, Dothideomycetes, Mycosphaerellales, Extremaceae. Gene Ontology annotation, molecular function: N-acetylglucosamine-6-phosphate deacetylase activity. The transcript has a single exon.